CUGGUGUGCUUAUGUGAGGUGGGCGUGACGCUAGGCGGUAGCGGCAACGACAACGGCGACCGAAGCGCAGCCAAAGUGAAAUGCAAAGAAAGACGGGAUUAAAUACAGUGAAAUAAAAGCAUUGCAAAAGCUGCCAGUAUUGUUAUUGCAAUAUUGCAUGUUCUUUCUCUUUUGUGUUUCUAGCUAAAGGCCAACAAAAUCGCAAGUUGCGCUUGUAUGCGAGCUUGUAUGUGUGUCCGAACGUGUGUAAAUGUGUAGUGUGUAGAAAGAGUAAAGCAGAAGCGGCAAUAACAACGACACUAACCACAGCGAGAGAGCGCAACUCUGUUUCUGCCUGCAGAUGUGGAAAUAACUAGCCGAAAAAAUAUAAUAAGAAAGCAAUAAGACAACGAAAACUGCCUUGCUGGCUUUACGGAUUUACCAUCGUCGGCGACGUUGUUACGAAAAAAACAACAAAAUAAGAAAAGCAUGGAAGUUCAAACGGUAAACAAUCUGCACAGCACCGCAGCUCUGUUGUCCUCGCUGCAAGGCAGCAACAGCGCCAGUCCGAAUGCAACACCCAAGAAGAGCGCCGCCGCCGCCAAUGCCGGCUCCGCUUCGUCCCAGAAUUCCGCAACAGAAGUCGCCAUCCUCGAGCAGCUCACCAAGAAGCAACAGCAACAAAAACAACAACAACAACAACAACUUGAUGAACAGAAUCGUGACUGUGACAGUCCGGCCAGCUCCAAUUCGGAACUGGAAAAGGAUUUCCUUGAGCUGCGCGAUCUGAACGGCUCCCUCACAGGCAGCGGCAGCGUUGGCAAAUCGAAUGGCUCGCUUAGCGGCGCCUCGUCAACCAAUUCAGCGCCGCCGGGCGCUAGUGCACGCAAUGGCGGCGGAGGCGGCGGCGAUUGUGUCGGCAACAUCAGCGCCAGUGAGGCUGCAACGAAUGGCAGUGCCGCCCUGCCGGCGGGUGCAGCUGGCGCGGCACAGUUCAAGAAACGCAUCUCAAGCAGCCGCACGCCCACACGCAAGGCGCAUCGCAUCAAGUUCUAUCGGAACGGCGAUCGCUUCUAUCCGGGCAUCACCAUACCCGUUUCCAAUGAGCGCUAUCGUUCCUUUGAGAGCCUCUACGAGGAUCUGACGCGUCUGCUCGAGGAGAAUGUCAAGAUACCAGGCGCCGUGCGCGCCAUCUACAAUAUGGGCGGUAAAAAGAUCACUGCAUUGGACGAGCUGGAGGAUGGCCAGAGCUAUGUUUGUUCCUGCAACAAUGAGAACUUCAAGAAGGUGGAAUACAAUACCAGCUCACAGCCCUUGGCCAAUUUGACGCUGGCGAACAACAGUCGCUCCACGAAUCACCGCUUGGCCAAGCUGCAGCGUCCCGCCUCGCCGCUAAAGAACGGCGCCCUGAUCAGCAGCACCGGCAGCAACAAUGCGCCGUCGUCCAAUGGCGGCGGACCUGGCGCCACCAAUGGCAGUCCGCUGAACAGCUCACGUUUCAGCGAACGGAAUAGUGUGGUGCAUCCGCGCAUCGUGACUCUGAUCAGGAACGGCACCAAGCCGCGUCGGAUAAUGCGGCUGCUCUUGAAUAAGCGCAACAGUCCCAGCUUCGAGCAUGUGCUAACCGCCAUCACCCAGGUGGUGCGACUGGAUACGGGCUAUGUGCGCAAGGUGUUCACCUUGUCGGGCACAUCGGUGGCAACGCUGGCGGAUUUCUUUGGGCCGGAGGAUGUGUUCUUCGCCUAUGGCACCGAGCGUGUGAAUACCGCCGAGGACUUUAAGCUGGAAGCCGAUGAGCAGCGGGCCAUCAAUGCCAUACGAAAGACACUGCGCACAGCGGGCACCACAUGCAAGGGACCCAAGCCCAAGAUGCCGGUCAAGGACAAAAAAGUUUAUUCGAGCGAGGCGGCACGAGCACGCGAAGCGGGCGCAUCGGCCGCCACACAGGAGGACGAGCAAGCGGCGCUACUUAAGGAAACGGGCGUUGAAAUUGGCGAUCUGCCCGCCGCCAUAAGAGAUAAUUAUACGCUGGACAAGAUGAUCGGCGAUGGCAACUUUGCCGUUGUGCUUAGGAUCAAAGAUCGACAGACGGGCCUGCCCUAUGCCCUCAAGAUCAUUGACAAAAGCAAGUGCAAGGGCAAAGAGCACUACAUCGACGCCGAGGUGCGUGUCAUGAAGAAGCUCGAGCAUCCGCAUAUCAUAUCGCUCAUCAUGGAUGUCGAUCAAGUAAUAAACAUGUACCUGGUCCUCGAGUAUGUCAGUGGUGGGGAUCUUUUCGAUGCUAUCACACAGGUCACACGCUUUUCGGAAAGCCAAUCACGCAUUAUGAUCCGACAUUUGGGCUCGGCCAUGUCUUAUUUACAUUCCAUGAGCAUUGUGCAUAGGGAUAUAAAGCCCGAAAAUCUACUGGUGGAACUAGACGAAUAUGGCAAUGUUGUGCAACUGAAACUGGCCGACUUUGGCUUGGCCUGUGAGGUAACCGAGCCGCUGUUUGCUGUAUGCGGCACGCCCACCUAUGUAGCGCCCGAAAUAUUGCUGGAAGUGGGCUACGGCCUAAAGAUUGACGUUUGGGCAGCUGGCAUCAUAUUGUAUAUAUUGCUCUGCGGUUUUCCGCCAUUUGUUGCGCCUGAUAACCAGCAGGAGCCGCUGUUUGAUGCCAUCAUCUCGGGCGUAUAUGAAUUUCCCGAUCCCUACUGGUCGGACAUCGGUGAUGGUGUGCGCGAUUUAAUCGCCAAUAUGCUGCAGUCAGAUCCGGAUGUGCGUUUCACCAGCGAAGAUAUCCUCGAUCAUUAUUGGACAAUGGGCAGUGAUGAUAAUGGUUGCGGCGGCGAGUUUAGUAGAUGAAUCAUGGCCGUUUGGGGUGUGUAAGCAAUCUCGUUACACCUCGGAAACCGUCAUUUAGUAGUUUUUGUAUUAUGUAAUUUAGCGCUAUUCUAUAGGCCUUAAUUUAUUAUUUAUACAUAUUAACACAUAAACUACACACAUUGCCGUUAAGAAAAAAUAACAACAA
Molecule: messenger RNA, 2989 nt
Organism: Drosophila navojoa
Lineage: Eukaryota; Metazoa; Arthropoda; Insecta; Diptera; Drosophilidae
Product: serine/threonine-protein kinase GA29083
Biological process (GO): protein phosphorylation; intracellular signal transduction
Molecular function (GO): protein kinase activity; ATP binding
Source: RefSeq, a predicted model, not a curated record